Messenger RNA from Cicer arietinum (chickpea), 2384 nucleotides. RefSeq names its product cysteine-rich receptor-like protein kinase 8. Gene Ontology annotation, cellular component: plasma membrane. The record is from RefSeq and is a predicted model, not a curated record. Gene Ontology annotation, biological process: defense response to bacterium; protein phosphorylation. Gene Ontology annotation, molecular function: protein serine/threonine kinase activity; ATP binding. Lineage: Eukaryota; Viridiplantae; Streptophyta; Magnoliopsida; Fabales; Fabaceae.
GCGUGCUUCAACUACAAAGACUAUGGCAAAGUGAAACACUAUUUUAGAUUAUUAUAUUAGCGGUCAAACUUAAAACUUAAGUAUCAAAAACAGAUUUGUUGAUGUUAACUACAUUCCCAUUUCCCAUCCUCUUGCUAACAACAAUAAUAAUAACACCACAUGAAUUAACAAAAAUUGUACUACUCUAAUUGAUCAUUAAUCAUUGAUCAUCCGAAACAAAACAAUGAUUACUAGAUCAAAUCAGAUCUGGUUAACCUCUCUAUUUGUGUUUGAUUUACUAUAUCUAAUUUUAACAGCAGAAUCAGCAGCAACAUACAUCGGUUCUAACUGCAACAACAACACCACAUACACACCAAACAGCAUAUUAUCUACAAAUCUCAAUGUCCUCCUCAAUUCUCUCACAACAAACGCUUCCCAACAACAAGACGGUUACUAUUUAACCAUCAUGGGUUUCGGAACAACUAACGCCGUUAACGGAAUGUUUCUCUGUCGCGGCGACGUCAACACAACAACUUGUCAAAACUGCGUAACCGACGCCGUUAAACAAAUCAAAAACCGUUGCCCUAACCAAACGGAAGCGAUUAUUUGGUACGAAGAGUGUCUCCUUCGUUACACGAAUAAGUUUUUCAAAUUCUAUAGCAUCGAACCGAGAUUGAAUCGUAAAGACGGUAAUAAUAUUUCUGGCGUUGACUUUGACUUAUUCAAUGAAACGGUUUUUGGUUUGUUGAAUGAGGUGGCGAUUGAAGCGGCGCAUUCAGUUACGGCGAAGAAAUUUGCGACGGGAGAAAUUGAAAUUAGGAAGAUUAGGAAGAAGGUGUAUGGAUCGGGGCAGUGUAGCACUGAUUUGACGAGUGCUCAGUGUGAAACUUGUUUGAGAAACGCAAUUGGAACUCUACGAGAGUGUUGUAGUGGUCAACAAGGUGCAAGUGCUCUUCUUGCUUCGUGUAUUGUUAGAUACGAACUUUAUCAAUUUUACACCAUUUCUCGGACUCCAUCAUCUUCAUCUUCUUCAGGAAAAAAUGGACUUGGAAGAAAAACAAUUGUCAUCAUUAUUUUCGUGGCUUUUCUUCCGGUAUUACUUUUAUUUUUAGGCUGCUAUUGCAAACGGAGAAGAUCAAGGCAGAGACGUAGGACAAUGCUAAAGGAAAAUUUUGGCGAUGAACUUAAAACACUAGAGUCAUUGCAAUUCAAUUUGGCAACAAUUGAAGCUGCCACAAACAAAUUUUCACCGGAGAAUGAGAUAGGAAAAGGAGGAUUUGGUGUUGUCUACAAGGGUGUUCUUUCCGAUGGACAACAAAUAGCAGUAAAGAAACUCUCAAGAUUUUCAGGACAGGGUUCUAUAGAAUUUCAAAACGAAAUUUUAUUAAUAGCGAAACUUCAACACAGAAAUUUGGUGACUUUAUUAGGAUUCUGCUUGGAAGAACGAGAAAAAAUACUUAUAUAUGAAUAUGUACCUAACAAGAGUCUUGAUUACUUUCUAUUUCAUCCCCAUAAGCAAAAAUUGUUACAUUGGUUUGAGCGCUAUAAAAUUAUAGGAGGAAUUGCACGAGGAAUUCUUUACUUACAUGAAUAUUCAAGACUUAAAGUCAUACACAGAGAUCUCAAAUCAAGCAAUAUAUUAUUAGAUGACAAUAUGAAUCCAAAAAUAUCAGAUUUUGGUUUGGCAAGAAUAGUUGCAAUCGACCAACAACAAGGAAGUACUAACAGAAUUGUAGGAACAUAUGGUUAUAUGUCUCCAGAAUAUGCAAUGCAUGGACAAUUUUCUGAAAAGUCGGAUGUUUUUAGUUUUGGAGUCAUAAUUCUUGAGAUAGUUAGUGGAAAGAGGAAUGUUCGUCCCAUCGAAUCACAUGAUUUUGAUGACCUCUUAAAGACGGCUUGGAAACAAUGGAGGAAUAAAACCCCAUUAGAAUUGUUGGACCCCAUUCUAAAAGAGUCAUUUUCUCACAGUGAAGUUAUUAAGUGCAUUCAGCUUGGAUUAUUAUGUGUUGCAGAAAAUCCAGAUGAUAGACCUACAAUGGCACAAGUUGUUUCAUAUCUCAGUACCCUUUUAGUUGAAUUGCCACUUCCUCGAGAACCAGCAUUUUCCUUGGAUAUGGGAAUGAGAAUAAACACAACAACAGAGUCGAGUUCGGGUCAAUUAACUAGUAAAUCUACAGGAUCAUCAAUCAAUGACAUAUCUAAGAGUCAAUUUUUUCCUCGAUGAAUAUGGUGUUGAUCUUUUUUCUGAAAAUGGUUCUUUAUUCUUUUGGUUACAUAAAGAUUCUUUAUUUGUUUGUAUUUGAUAAUCAAGUUUCAUGCCUAAUCAUUGGUUAAUUUGAUGGAGUUUGUAUCAGUGCUACCAUGAAUUUGAAGCCUAAUCAUUAGAAAGAUAUUGAUUAAAGAAA